Messenger RNA from Triplophysa rosa, 2579 nucleotides. It is a transcript of the gene wdr93, whose product is annotated as WD repeat domain 93. The transcript has 16 exons. Gene Ontology annotation, molecular function: protein binding. The coding region runs from base 152 to 2089 and encodes 645 amino acids. The record is from RefSeq and is a predicted model, not a curated record. Gene Ontology annotation, biological process: electron transport chain. Lineage: Eukaryota; Metazoa; Chordata; Actinopteri; Cypriniformes; Nemacheilidae.
GGUGCUGUGUUAAAAAUGUUAAAGAUGUGUUACGAUUGGAUUAGACUUUUUUCACAUAAAUAGUUAAUCCCAUCCGAAGCCAACAAAUUUCAAACAAUUUUAUUUGCUCAUCGCAAGGAGAUCCAAGUAGCAAAGAACUCCAGAAUACAGAAUGGCUUUGUACAGCAGAAAAGGCCUUGAGAUUCCAGAGCCGUCAGACUGCAGCAGCAGUGAAGAUGAUGACAUUACUUAUUUGACAGAUCUGUACCAGCCCGAACAUCAGUUACCUGAGUCUGUCAGGGUGAGCAAUAAAUUGUUGAACAGUCUUGUUGACAGAGCAUGGGAAGUUAUAUCAAAGCAGGACAGCAUCAGAAAGGAUGCAGAGGGAAUGAGAAAGGUCCCUGUGCUAAACCCUAAAGAAAUGAAGCUUCCUGGCAGAACGAAUAGUGUUGUGUGCUCGGAUGAUGGAGUUUACUUGUUUCUGGGUCACACUCAUGGCCUGUCAGUCAUCAGUACAUCCACUCUCACUAGUGUAAGAACAUGGCAGGGUGAAAAAGUGGAGCUUACCAGCAUCUCUUGUGCCUCUUUGGAAAACUGCACACACCUUCUAUGUACAGUGGACGAUAUGGGUAUUGCCAGACUGUUUGUUCAUCACAAAGAGAAUAUUUACUUGAUUAAAGUCCUGAAUGAAACUGAUGAUAUAAACCAAAGAAACAUCUGUACAAAAUUUGAAGUGUCCAGAAGUGGAGACUUUGGAGCUGCAGUCAUGACCUCCGGUAGAUCUGUUUGGUUGGAUGUUUAUCGUUUCCCAAGAGAUUUGUGGCUUAAAGAGCUGGAAACCAAACAGGCCACACAAACCUCAGGCUCCACAGAGGCCAAACUGUCUCCCACAGUCUUACUCAUGAAGAUUAAACCUCCAGAAAUCCCUGCAGGAACCUCUCUGAAAAGUCCAUCUGAAGUCCUGCAAAAAACAGAUGGUGGAACCAUAAUAGGCUCAGGCCAGAAUCACAUGAUUAGCAGUUCGCAAUGGGAAAAUCAGGAUGCGGCAUUCAGGAAAAUGUUUGCAAAGUACCUCAGCUCCAGUCCAAUGACACCCUCACAGCAGAGAUCAGAAGGUCCCAGCAACUGUACUUUUCACUUCUUGCUGCGUGAAGGGUUUUGUCCAUUGCCUGGGGGAGCAAAGCCAACUAGAGAUAUUCCCAUUGCUCUAUGUCUGUGGUGGAGUGGCAGUCAUAAUUUUUUACAUUAUAUUCUAAAGACUUCAAAGGAAAAAACAGAUGGUGAGCCCAGGCCAGAUGUGUUGUGGCCAAACUCUCAGGAAAUCCUCUGCUCUGCUGUCAGUGCCUGCACAAGGUUCAUUGUUCUAGGACUUGUCAGUCAGCUGGUGACCAUAUGGGACCGGAGAUUUGGGUGUCCAUACGCCAAUAUUGUGAUCCCUGGAGACAGUGCAAUAUGCAGACUGAAGUUCAUUUUGCAGAGUGCUGAGCGACAGCAGGUCAACACGCCUCUUCAACAAGGCCCCUUUUCACCCAAACUACAGUUAGUGGUCACAUGCAGAAAUGGGUCAUGCUACAGUGUGACAGCAGGGUGUGGAGGAGACACACCGAUUGUUGCGUUUAUUGAGAGACCAGCAGACCAAGGCGGUUUUGCCACUGUUGCUGAACCUGUGCCCUUUCUAAAGUGUCUGGCUUUGUUGAUGCAAAGAGAUGGGCAAGUAUCUGUAUGGGACACUAAGGAUGCAGCACCAGUGUUUAUCUUAACCCUGCCUCAGACCCAUGUGCUGGGCCCGCUCUGGGACCCUGUAUAUGUGCUGGAUGCGGUCCAGCAAAAUCUGUAUAUUAGAGGUGACAGUAAAACCCAUUUGAAAAAGGUGACAGAUGAAGAAGAGGAUGAGAAUUCUCUUUUCAUCUUCAGCUUUUCACAAUGUUCAGUAAUGGAUCUGUAUAGGAUAACAUGGCCAGCUGCCACAGAGAAAGAGACGAGAGUCCCACUCUCAGGUUUGGAGGAGGCCUGUAACCUUUACAUUCAGGAAAGGUUGGACACUUUGGAAGAGAGAAACAGAAAUUUGGCUAUCCAAUGGGAACAGCUUCAGCAGCGUGCUGUUAAAUGAACCAUCAAUGUUCAGACACAACAUACUUGACAAAGAGGGAGUGCUUUUUACUUCUGUAUUUAUGUCGAUCAAAUGCAUUGAAAUCUUGAGUAUCAUUCUGUGCUUCUUUAUCUGUAUGUAUGGUUUAAUUCUAGGAUAUGGUUAGAAUUCAUGAUUUAUAAGGGUAGUAUACUCCAGUUUUGAACAAGGAUUUGAUUGCUCAGAUAGCACGAAAAUCUCUUCUUAAGAAUUUUGCGGAUGGGUAAAGAGGCACGAUUGAGUUAAUUUUUAUUGCAGCACUUUUUAUAUUACAACUAAAUGACCGCAUUAAAUUGAUAAUCCUAGUCAGAACUUGUUCAUUAGAUAUGACCACAGCUAAUUAUUAUACUUAAUGUCAAAACCUUUUUCCUGGAUGUAUUGUUAUUAUUCAUUUCAUUUGACAGCCAUAGGCAUUAGUCUAAAGCUUGUACGAUGUUUUUUCUCUAAGUCUAGCAAAUCUUUUCAUGAUUUG